Messenger RNA from Carica papaya (papaya), 1908 nucleotides. Its product is annotated as DUF1005 family protein (DUF1005). The record is from RefSeq and is a predicted model, not a curated record. Lineage: Eukaryota; Viridiplantae; Streptophyta; Magnoliopsida; Brassicales; Caricaceae.
UUUUAUUUCACACCCUUACUAAUCAAAUGCUCUCAGCUUCACCUAAAAGCAAAUAUAACUAUAUUUUCCUCCAUCAACAACUGGCCUUCCCUACCCACCUUUCUGUAUACUUUUAACAUCAGUCUGAGAAAUCCGACCUUCACAAAUUCCUUACUCUUCAUCGGAGGAGAAAGACGACAAGAGUUGCAGAAGGCGCUAAAUGGAUCCUUGCCCAUUUGUGCGAUUAAGUGUGGAGUCCCUCGCUCUUAAACUUCCAUUGGACGCAAAAUCACCCGGCUCAAUCGUACAAUCCUCUACCACUCCCUAUUUUUGCAAGAUCAACAUUAAGAACUUCCCUUCUCAGACAACGCUCCUCCCGCUCUCCACUAACUCCAAUCACGACUCACCACCUGAAUCCGCCACUUCUUCUCCUGCCUUCCACGUCGACGCCACUGUUAUCCGCCGCCUUUCCCUUAAGCCACUACCCCUACAUGUGCACGUCUACACUGGCCGCAUGGGUCACACUUGCGGCGUCAACUCUGGAAAGCUAUUGGGUCGGACCCAAGUCACCGUCGACUUUGCCGCUGCAAAUUCCAGACCCACCGUGUUUCAUACCGGUUGGACGAAGCUCAGCAGUGAGCCCGGUAAACCUUCUGUUUGGCUACACCUCGUCGUCCGGGGCGAACCAAGCCCUCGUUUCUUUUUCCAAUUCGGAGGUGAACCGGAAUGUAGCCCCGUUGUUUUCCAGAUUCAGGGCAAUAUUAGGCAACCGGUUUUCAGCUGCAAGUUUAGUGCCGACCGGAACUCAAGAUCUCGAUUGCUGCCAACAGAUUUUAACCCCCACAACAAAAGAUGGAUGAGAACAUUCUCGAUUGAAAAAGAACGACAAGGGAGGGAAAGAAAAGGAUGGAUGAUAAUAAUACACGAUCUUUCUGGAUCCCCUGUUGCAGCAGCCUCUAUGAUAACUCCAUUUGUGCCCUCUCCAGGCACAGACCAUGUGACUCGAUCAAAUCCUGGUGCAUGGUUGAUUCUACGGCCCCAUGGAUUAUCUGUUAGCAGCUGGAAGCCAUGGGGUCGUCUUGAGGCAUGGCGAGAGAGAGGUCCCAUCGAUGGGCUGGGCUAUAAAUUUGAGCUUGUUACAGAAAAUGGUCCCAACUGUCGCAUUCCCAUUACAGAAGCUACAAUGAGUGUUAAAAAGGGUGGUCAAUUUUGCAUUGAUAGUCGGUUAACGAGAGAUGGAGGAGUGGGUUCAAGGUCCCCUGUCAAAGGGUUUGUCAUGUGUUCAACUGUGGAAGGUGAAGGUAAGGUUAGCAAGCCUGUAGUGCAAGUUGGUGCCCAGCAUGUAACUUGCAUGACGGAUGCUGCACUGUUUAUUGCACUUUCAGCCGCCAUUGAUCUUAGCAUGGACGCUUGUCGCCUCUUUUCACAUAAACUUAGGAAGGAGCUUUGCCACCACGAACAAGAUUCCUUCUCUUAAGGAAAAGGGAAAAAAGAAAAAAAAAAAACACCCAUCCUAAUUUGCUCCUGCAGAUUCAUCUUCUGAUGCAGUGAUAACCAGAAAGUUAUAGCUUUCCCAAGCAAAUUACUGCUGUUGGUUUUGAGCAGAGAAGAUAUUUUUGCACAUAUAUCCCUCCUUUCUCUUAUUCCAUUUUGAUUUUUCCUCUCACAGAUGUAAUCUUUUUCCCCUGCUUUAGGAUGCCUUGAUUGAUUUUUGUCUUUGAAAUUCACAAUUCUUUUUUUGUGCGCUGGUGGUGGCGUCUUAGAGGGGGAUUUCUGUUUACUACGGGAUUGUUGUGUGCGUUUAUACCUUACAUAUCAAAACUGUAUACACAGAGCACGGAAAUUGUUUGUUUGUACUUUAUUUGAUUCUUUUUUUUUUUUGUAUUUUUGUAUUAGUUGUGUGAACUUCCCAAGCUUAGAUAUAUUUGG